This is a messenger RNA of Drosophila obscura, 1358 nucleotides long. RefSeq lists its product as uncharacterized. Gene Ontology annotation, molecular function: mRNA 5'-diphosphatase activity. The record is from RefSeq and is a predicted model, not a curated record. NCBI's taxonomy places the organism in Eukaryota, Metazoa, Arthropoda, Insecta, Diptera, Drosophilidae. The transcript is spliced from 5 exons. Gene Ontology annotation, biological process: NAD-cap decapping; nuclear-transcribed mRNA catabolic process. Gene Ontology annotation, cellular component: cytosol; nucleus. The coding region runs from base 212 to 1213 and encodes 333 amino acids.
GAGUAUUUUUUUUGUGUAUUUAAAUAGAAUAUAUCAACCGCAUAUUUUCACAAUUUUUGUGUAUUUUAAAUUUGAAAAAGGCGCAAAGAAGAAAACUCGCAAUAGCGGAGAAAAGGCAACGCAACCAAAAUUGAUUUCAUUUUCAUCGCCUUGGCCAUAGUUGAGGAGCAACAACAAACGAGGUGGUUUGGUAGAAUCGCAAAUUGUCAAAAUGGAUUUGAUGGAUCUAAAACUGGAGAACCUGCUUGGGUACGACCCCGACACGAAGAGUUUCAGGGGAAAUCCCCCGAUUGGAUACUAUCGCCAGCCGCUGGCAAGUGAAUAUCCGCUGGACCUAGGACGGGGCUUCAAUCAAUUCAUUCCCCGAAACGGAAACUUUCCACGCGCAUUCAGCACCAUCCAGCACCAUGUUCUGCAUCUACGGGAGCCGCGCCAGCUGCUCAACAAUACGGACUUUUUUCUCAAUCGCGGCACAAUGCUGAUGUUCAUGGGCGAUCGCACUUUCCGCAAAGAGAUGAACUUUGCAGCCUGUCGCUUCAAGGGCUGCAUCUAUGUGCGGUCCCUGUGGGAAGAUUUCGACGAGCGGCCGCCCUUCGUGCCACGCAUAUCUGAAUCGUAUUCCUACAAGGCACGCCAGUACGUUUUUACCCGUUCUCCGGGCGAGCCGCCGAACCUCGAUGCUCCAGUGGAUCAGCGCAAGCAGAUUUAUGGAAUCUUCACGGCAAAAUUGGGAGACUUACGACUGCUCUACUCGGCAGAAGUUAGUGGCGUUUCGAACACCGAACCACUUGGCGAUCUCGACGAUCCGGAGGUGCUUAAGAAAUGCCAGCUGGCCUCACUGAGACUAAAAUUCAAUACAACUGAUGCAAUGCCCUUAUGGCUCAUGCAGGCCUAUUUGGGAGGCAUCGAUCACCUGGCCAUCGCCGUCAAAACUGAGAGCGGCUGCGUGUGCCAACCAAUUGAAGUGGUGUCCAGUGCCAUGGUCAUAAGGAAAAUACAAUUUAACAUACACGAUCGCCUCAAGGCAAUGCAUAAUAUUCUUCAGAAGAUCAGCAUGAGGAUGGGUGAAGAGGACGAUCCUACAAAGGAGUUAAAAUUCCAGUUGGGCCGUGGCUCGAUUUUAUUUGCAGAUCAGUUUGAGUCAGUUCAGCCACCAGGGCAUUUUGAUCAGCAGUUCAUCGAUUUAACCAAUCAGUUGUACAGCCCCAUGUAGGUUGUUCUUUCCGACAAAAAAAAUAUGUAGAAUUAGUUUUCCCCUUAUGCUACAUAGUGAGCAAAUUUAACACGCACUUCGAGUGCAUUUUUGAGACAUUUAAAAUGUCAACGUAAAAUUUCUAAUUUGGUUUUCACGAGAAUUU